Brienomyrus brachyistius is the source of this 1161-nucleotide messenger RNA. RefSeq names its product U2 small nuclear RNA auxiliary factor 1 (gene u2af1). The coding region runs from base 97 to 837 and encodes 246 amino acids. Gene Ontology annotation, biological process: mRNA splicing, via spliceosome. Gene Ontology annotation, molecular function: pre-mRNA 3'-splice site binding; metal ion binding. NCBI's taxonomy places the organism in Eukaryota, Metazoa, Chordata, Actinopteri, Osteoglossiformes, Mormyridae. The transcript has 8 exons. Gene Ontology annotation, cellular component: spliceosomal complex; U2AF complex. The record is from RefSeq and is a predicted model, not a curated record.
GCAGCAGCAGCGGGUUUCCCUUGGGGGGCGCACAGGCGGGAAGUCGCCCUUUAGUGACGUAAAGCGCAGACUCGUGUGAGGCCUGAAGUGACCAAGAUGGCGGAGUACUUGGCGUCCAUUUUCGGCACAGAAAAAGACAAAGUCAACUGCUCUUUUUACUUCAAGAUCGGGGCUUGUCGCCAUGGAGACCGCUGCUCCAGGUUGCACAACAAGCCGACGUUCAGCCAGACUAUCGCCCUCCUGAAUAUUUACCGCAACCCUCAAAAUACCGCGCAGUCUGCUGACGGGUUACGCUCUGCGGUCAGCGACGUGGAGAUGCAGGAGCAUUAUGACGAGUUCUUUGAGGAGGUCUUCACAGAAAUGGAGGAAAAGUAUGGAGAGGUGGAGGAGAUGAACGUGUGUGAUAACUUGGGAGACCAUCUGGUUGGAAAUGUGUAUGUUAAGUUCCGCCGUGAGGAGGAUGCGGAGAAGGCCGUCAUGGACCUCAACAACCGCUGGUUCAAUGGUCAGCCAAUCCAUGCCGAACUCUCACCUGUAACAGACUUCAGAGAAGCCUGCUGUCGUCAGUAUGAGAUGGGGGAGUGCACUCGAGGUGGAUUUUGUAACUUCAUGCACCUGAAGCCCAUUUCUCGAGAGCUUCGUAGAGAACUGUAUGGCCGGCGCAGGAAAAGACAUCGCUCUCGCUCCCGUUCCCGCGAACGGCGUUCUCGCUCCCGGGACCGAGGUGGGCGUGGGGGCGGCGGCGGCGGCGGCGGUGGUGGUGGUGGCGGCGGAGGCGGCGGCCGUGACCGGGAACGUCGGCGGUCAAGAGACCGCGAACGUUCGGGGCGCUUCUGAAGUGGUCUGGUCAGUCCGGCCCCAGUCCACCAGCCAAGUGUCGUCUCCCAACAACCAAAACCCCUUUGAUGUGUCGAAUCCACUUUUUUUCCCCCUCAUUUUUUUGUUUGUUUUUUUUUUAAGAAAAGAGCCUGCUUUCUUAAUAAACAUCUUUGUAGUGAUUCCAUAGUGAGCUUUUCUUUUUAAUUCAAGUUCUGAAUUUCACGAGGAUUUUUUUGUAUAGUGGGAUCUUGUGUCCCAGGGGUGAGGGGGUUAUGUUGCAAGCCAUGAAUCUGUGUCUUAUUAAAUAAAUCUUCCUGUGAGCCGUCUAAGUGCUGGCAUCCA